AUCACCAACAUCACUGCUGACCCGCGAAACCGCCGAGAGAACUCCGUCAUUAAGCGCUUGGAUUUCCUGAAAUAAAGUGGAAAACUGUACGAUCCUCGGCAGUGUUCUGAGACUGUACAGUCCACUUUUGCCUUUGUUUGCCUUGUUUCCUUUGGAAUGGACUGUAUUGCAUAUUCAAGAUAAAUUGUGCGUCUUUUUUUCCUGCGCGAAAAUCUGUUUGCGGUGUUUUGGAGCACAUUCUCUUUGCAUAGUUUGGGUGUUGAACUUCGUAAAUUACUACAGGAUGGUGAAAUUAAGAGAGAUGACAGAAGAAAAGGAGAAGAAAAGGUGCAGCUCAGAGCGGCGUAAGGAGAAGUCUCGCGAUGCUGCACGCUUCAGGCGCAGUAAGGAGACAGAGGUGUUUUAUGAGCUUGCACACCAGCUGCCCCUCCAACACAGCAUCAUCUCACACCUAGACAAAGCCUCCAUCAUGAGACUAGCCAUCAGCUUCCUGCGCACACGCAAACUCCUCGGCUCAGGCUGUGUCAACACCACAGAGACAGGGGUAGACAGACUGAUGGACACUUGGUAUGUAAAGUCCCUGGGUGGAUUCGUUACCGUGGUAACAUCAGAUGGAGACAUGAUCUUCUUAUCGGAAAACAUCAACAAAUUCAUGGGCCUCACACAGGUGGAAUUAACGGGUCACAGCAUUUUUGACUUCACCCACCCAUGUGACCACGAGGAGAUCCGUGAGAACCUCAGCUUCAAAACCGGCAUGGGGAAGAAAGUCAAGGAUCUAAAAACAGAAAGAGAUUUCUUUAUGCGAAUGAAAUGCACAGUCACGAAUCGUGGACGCACCGUCAACCUCAAGUCAGCCAGCUGGAAGGUCCUGCACUGCACAGGGCACUUAAAGGUUUAUAAAGACUGCCCUGCGAAUGUUCUGUGUGGUUUUAAAGAGCCGCCACUCACCUGUGUGGUCAUGAUGUGUGAGCCCAUUCUCCAUCCGUCAAACAUCGACACACCUCUCGACAGCAAGACUUUCCUGAGUCGCCACAGCAUGGACAUGAAGUUUACUUACUGCGAUGACAGAGUUACUGAGUUGAUGGGUUACAAUCCUGAAGAUCUUCUCGGUCGAUCUGCAUACGAGUUCUACCAUGCUCUGGACUCUGACAGUGUCACCAAAAGCCACCAGAACCUGUGCACUAAAGGCCAGGCAGUGAGCGGUCAGUACAGGAUGUUGGCUAAGCAUGGGGGCUAUGUGUGGGUGGAGACCCAAGGUACCGUCAUCUACAAUAGUCGCAACUCCCAGCCACAGUGCAUUGUGUGUGUGAACUACGUGCUGAGUGACAUUGAAGAGAAUUCCAUCAUCUUCUCUUUGGACCAGACUGAGUCUCUGUUAAAGCCUCAACAUUUGAGCAGUUUCUUCAGUCCAAGCAAAGGCCUGGAUAAUGAAGAGCUCUACAAUAAACUCAAAGACGAACCUGAAGAUCUCACCCAGCUGGCACCUACAGCUGGUGACACCUUUAUCUCGCUCAGCUUUGGUCAGCCCCAGUAUGAAGAGCACCCAAGAUACAACGAAGUGUCCUCAAAUGCUCCUUCUGUCUCGCACUCUAUUCAUGAUGGCCACAAGCCAAACUAUGCAGCAGACAUGCCCAAAAUGGCCAGCACUUUCUCUGUACCUCAAGGUUCACCUCUCAGUAGUGCUACUCCCAGCCUUAGCAGUUGCUCUGUGCCUAGCAGCCCAGAAGAUUACUACAACACAGUGGAUAGUGACCUGAAGGUGGAGCUUACCGAGAAGCUAUUAUCUUUAGACACGCAAGAGACAAAGACUUCUUACAACCAAGAGACUGACCUAAGUGAUCUGGACUUGGAGACUCUGGCUCCCUACAUCCCCAUGGAUGGUGAGGAUUUCCAGCUCAAUCCCAUCUGCCAAGAGGAGCCUUCAUCUGGGGCCAUUGGAGGUCUUGGAACAAGCCAGCAGAGCUUCGGCAACAUUACCAGCCUCUUCCAACCCUUGGGGUCUCCUUCAGCAGCUCUUUACCAGCCCAACAUGAGUUCAGGAGAGGAAAAGCAGACCAUUAAUCUAGGCUCUGUGGAGUCAUGGCCAAACGUACCCUACAGUAAUGGGCCUGUGCAGAUUCCUCCUUACCAUGACCCAGAAAGCACCCCACUUUCUUCUAUGGGAGGGCUUCAGAAUCUGCAAUGGCCACCAGACCCUCUAUUACACAGCAAGGCUGGAAUGAUGGAUCCUUUAGCUUCAAAACGUUCUUGCCAAAGCGUACCAGCAUGUCAAAUACUACAUUAUCUGCAAAGACCCAUGGAGAACUUUGCACAGAGCUACAGAGAGAUGAGACCAGUUCAACAUUCAGCUCUCUCUAACAGUUUCAAACGCUCAUUCACACAGAUGGCCAUGGCUGAGACACCUCCCACUGAGUCACAACAGACUAUGUGGAAGAGAAUUAGGCAUGAAAGCUGUGCUGUCAUGGACAGGAAAUCUCUAAGCACCAGCGCUUUAUCAGACAAAGGCAUGUUCCACAAUGGAGGCAUGGACCACCAGCACAGAAAAACCCAGUGUCCAGGUAAUCAGACCGGACAAGCUACAAAACGCUACAGACAACUGUGUUGUAACCACAGAGAGUUCAACAUGCAGCCCUCCUCCAAAAUGGAUGGAAUUGUGAGUCGUCUUAUCGGGCCCUCCUUCGAGACCUACUCUCUGCCUGAACUGACGCGUUAUGACUGCGAGGUCAACGUCCCCAUGCAAGGAAAUCUGCAUUUGCUGCAGGGCAGUGACCUCCUAAAGGCAUUAGACCAGUCCUCUUAAACCAGUGUAUUCACAACCAGCCCACAGAAAUGCAGUCCUUCUUAACCCAACCCUUUGUCCAGUCUCUCCAUCACCAACCUGACAAUAGCCAUCCCAGCUUAGGACACCUUGACUUACAAACAGACAAAUACAGUGGCCCCAAACAGUAUUUGGACAUUUAUGCCACAUUUAAAAACUGUACAGUAUCGUAUGAAUGUCAAUGCAUUAGAUAACACAAGAUUGAACCAAUUAAUAUCUGCUAACAUUUCUUUUCAGCUUUUCUCAAUAUGAAUUUCACAUUUCUCAGGCAUGUUUGCGAUGACUUUUAAAAGGUCUUAAGGUGAUUUUAGUGGACAUACGAUGUCAGUUGUCUUCAACUUUACACAGGUGUCCUAGCAGAGUAACCACAUGUGUAAUGCAUCACAUUAACUAUGGACAAAAGUGUCCAGAUACUUUUUGUUUUGAUUUUUGAUAGUAUAUCUAAUGCUUUUAACAGUAUAUAUAUUGUUGUAUACUGUAGAUUAAAACCUCUUCUUUUAAACUUCUUUUGUGAAAUGUAGCUUGAAAUGUGUGCUAUCAUCCUUUCAAAUAAAUGCCACUUGUUUUGAUAUUUUGUUAUGUAAUGCAAAGACAUUCAUGCAUUCUUUAGUGUGGCUUAAGUGUCGAAAUACUUUUUGGGGCCUCUGUACAUUGUGCAGACACACUCUCUCACAGUCACCUGACUGCGUACAAGAAAAUGUAGCUUUGAUUCUAUUUUUGUUGUCUACAUCUUCAUAAAUUAUAUACAUGUAAUAUUUUUUUUAGUUACAAUUUUCUGAAUGAGUUUAAGUUUUUCCGGAGGAGUUGCGUUGUUGUUUUUUGCUGGCAGUCUAAUUGCUUGUCAGAUCAUUUUGGUGAACGUUUUUUUAGUAUAUCUGCUCUUGUCUUUCCAUCUAUCUAUUAAUGUCAGACAAAAAAAGAACGGAAAAAAUUACUACUGUAAGCUAGGCUACUUGUUUAAGUGUUCUAAUUUCUAUAAUUUGUUCUAACUUUCCUACCUCUGACACAAUAAGUCUCUUUCCUCACUGACCACUUUUUCUUGUUAUUCAUGGCCUCUGUGCCUUAUUUUUGUUCAUUUAGUGGCAUUGCUGCCUUUCUGUCUCUGUUUAUUGCCUUAUUGCGGAGACCACUCGAAAUAUAUAUGUUUUUGUCAAUUUAGCUGUAAACAUACAUAUUUAAAGGAAUAUUCUCUUAAGAUUUGUACUCAUACAUUUUUACUUUGAUGAUAAAGUUGUAGCGCUUAUUUGUCUUGGUACUUUGUCUUGUCUACUCAGUAGAUGUGAAUCAAAGUCCGUAUAGUUGUAUAGUGCUGAUGUCCCAUGUUCUUUCUUGGUGGUAUUUUUCCAAAAAUAUGCAAAUUAAUAUAAUGUUUAUUGGCAGGCCAGUAAAUUUGGAUUCAAAAAUUAAAAUUGGAAAAAUUGUUAGUUUUUGUUUUUUAAGGAAAUCUGGUUCAGUUGUUAUGUAGCUUAUUGGAUCCUUUAAAUUAACUACAUUUUAAGAGAUUUCUUGCAAUUGCUAACUUACUGUCCUAACCAGAUGCAAUGCAAAAAGUUUCCAGUAACAAGCAAUUUGUCUGUCCACACUUAACGUGAAACUGCUGUGUAACGUGGCACAGUUACAGCCAAUCCAACCUGGACUCGUGACAAUUCAUAAUAAUAGUACGAGAUGGUGAAAUUGUAAGGAACCGUAUGAGUUGGCUCAUCCAAAAACGUACAACUUUUAAUCCCAUUGAGAAAAUUAACAAAACAACGAACAAUGUUAUUACGUUUUAGUUUAACCCCUAACCCAAACCUUUACCUAAUCAUAAAGUGUAACCCCUUACAAGAAUGAACGAGAUGAGGGAAGCAUAUUACAGGUUAAUGACAUACAUCAGUCAUUUGUAUUGCAUAUACUGAAAAUAUGGAAUGAGUUACCAAAUUUGUUCACUGAUGUUUCCUUUGUUGAAAUAAAGUGUUGGAUAGGAGGCUAGCUAAAAUUUGAUAUCUUUAUGGAAUUAAUUUUAAAUUCUGUUUAUUGAUCGGUUGGUGUCUAUAUGGGAAUAUACGAGGCAAGUUGUAAGAUAUCAUACGAUUUCACCAUAUCGUACAAAUUAUUAUGAAUUAUCAUGAGACUAUGUUGGCCAAUCAGAACAUAUUUCAGAUUUGAUGUAUAAUUUUGGACCAAUGCGAGUUCUCAAUGGGCGGGGCUACCGGGUACCCACAGAAAUCAAAGACAAACAAAAUGUAAUUGAUUAACAUGGAAGAGAUACCUUUUAUCGCUUGUCACUUUUAUGAGUCGCGUCUGGCUAAGACACAGUGUUAUAUUAAAACAUUCAGCCACCUAUUUUAAUUGCCCUAAGGUUGUCUUUAAAGUUAAAUAAUUCGUUUUUAUAAUCCAAAUGAUUUCUUAAUACUUCGUUAGGUAAUUCCCCCAAAAUGCCCCACAAAUUCUCAUUCUGUAAUGUUAGAAAAUUAAAUGAAAUAUUAUUUGAUUUGUAAGUAUUUAUAUGUCAAGGUAGUGUUUUAGUAGAAUAUUUAGUGCCUUUGAUCUACUACUGAUUUACAUUUAAACUCAUUGUAUUAUAGUAUUUAUUUUACUGUAAUGCAUUAAAAAUAUAGAAUUAAUUGAAUUAAUGAUAAUAAUGACAACCACAAUUGUGAAUAGCAGUUAUUACCAAAAACUCUAUAGAAAAACGCCCUGUUGCUUAAGUGCUUAAUUGUCAAAAAAAUAAUGUCAUAUUGCAGCUAUUGUGGUUGAAAAAUAGGUUACAUUCUCUUUAUAGUCUAUACAUAUAUACAGUAUAUAUAUAUUAUUUUAUUGUUGUUUUUAUUGCUUUUGUGGUGAGAUAUGACCUGAGCAUGUUAUUGUAAUAUUCACUCUUUGCAUUUGCUCAUAAAUGUUUAUCAGGUGUCAUAUUUAUUCAGUAUUUGAUUACAAUUGCUUUGCAAAAAAGAUGAUUGCUGUUCAUGUCACAGCAUGUUAAUGAGGCUUAUAAGUGUGUAAUUAACUCCUUAUUAUCCAGCUGUCACAGAGAGAUUUGAAACUAGAUCUCACAAACAUAUUUAGAUAUGAAUGUAGAAUACUCAUGUACAGUGAUGUCCAAAAGUCUGCAGAAUAUUUUAGGAUUUAAAAAAAAAAAAAAAAAAUUAGAUUCUAGACUACUAAUAAAAUGUAGGCAAAAUUGAUGAUUUUUUUGUACAAAAGGUCAGAUUCCUUUGCUAUAAAUAAGCAAACAAGAUUUUGAAAUCGUGCUGGAUAACAUGAAUCAUCGGUCCAUACCAACUUAUGGAGUCCAUGCCAGCUUGAGUGUAUGCUGUCAUUAAAGCAAAAGAGGCAUACCAAAUACUUUGAAAUUCUGAAAAUCAUGUAUUUUUUUUACUUUUCAUGCAAAUUGCUUUGCUGAAGAAAAAAAAAAAGUUUAUGAAAAAAUAGAACCCUUUUCACUGGUGUUAAAAGACAGUCAUUCCAGACUGACACACCUAUCUGGCACUGUGAUAGACAGUUACAGUAAACAUAAUAUGAGAGUUUGAGACAGGUGAUAACAGGUGUCCAAACUGUGAGGGACAGACAGAGAGAUAACAGUUGCUCAGUCUGUCCACUGAGCAACUGUUAUAUAUAUAUAUAUAUAUAUAUAUAUAUAUAUAUAUAUAUAUAUAUAUAUUAGCACUAUAUAUUAGCACUGUCAAGGUAAAGUGCAUGGAAUUCUGCAUAUUUUCCAAAUUAGCCUGAUUUAAUUGAUAUAAACCAAGCACAAGUAUUACAAAAAACCAUGGAUACAAAGAUAAGUCAAUACAGUGUAUUACAGCAUCUCCAAGCUUAUAGUUUAAUAAUAGCAUUUCAAAAGGGCAAUCAUUUAAUGUACUGUAUAAACUGUGACAGAGGUGCCUUAACGCAGUCACUAAGCGAGGUGCAGCAUUUAGCCAUGUAGCAUACAAAACAGCCAACCCACAAAGCAAUGCUUCAUAUCUGCCUCUUGAAUUUUCUGAAAUGAACACCAAAGUCAGAAACACACAUAGGAAUGAGUUAACUCUUGUCAUACAGUAGCUUUCUCUAAUAUUGCAUCCAUGAUGUUGAUGUUACAGUGAUAGAUGAGCAUUUGAAUGUGCAGAGAGCCAUGGUAAGUCUGUCCACAACUACUACAAAAGUAACCCGGACUGAUACGAGUCACUACACCACCACGAGGACUUGGAGCGCAUUGGCAAUUAGGCAUUCUAAAUUGGGGAGAAAAUAUAUAUAUAUUUUAUUUUUUUUUAUUAUACUGUCCUAACAUUUGACUGAUUUAUGUUUCUUUAACUUUAAAGACAACAUUAGGGUGCUGAUGCAUAAAACAGGUGGUUUCUUUGGCUAGUGUGUGCUCUUAUUAAAAUGUUGGAUGUUUUAGUCACAGUAAGCAAAGUACGUACAUAUUUUAAUAUGCUACAUUUAUAUUGACUUUAUUAUGAUACUGUUCUUAUGAUUAUUGUUAACAUAACUGUAUGGGAAAUUUUACCCAAUAAGAAGUUGUAUCUCUGCACUGAUAUCUUAUUAAAGCAUAUCAAUCUUC
Molecule: messenger RNA, 7340 nt
Organism: Xyrauchen texanus (razorback sucker)
Lineage: Eukaryota; Metazoa; Chordata; Actinopteri; Cypriniformes; Catostomidae
Product: endothelial PAS domain-containing protein 1-like
Exons: 16
Coding region: 284-2800 (838 amino acids)
Biological process (GO): cellular response to hypoxia; regulation of transcription by RNA polymerase II
Molecular function (GO): DNA-binding transcription factor activity, RNA polymerase II-specific; RNA polymerase II transcription regulatory region sequence-specific DNA binding; protein dimerization activity
Source: RefSeq, a predicted model, not a curated record